Messenger RNA from Marchantia polymorpha subsp. ruderalis, 2883 nucleotides. The record is from the annotation of a GenBank genome assembly. Lineage: Eukaryota; Viridiplantae; Streptophyta; Marchantiopsida; Marchantiales; Marchantiaceae.
GCCUUUCAAGAAUUAUAAGGUCUGUCGGUUUCUUUGUUGAAAAAUCGAACAACCCCGGAAGAGUCAUAACAGCGUAAUCCUGCCUGUUAGAGAUGGAGAGAGCAGAACUGUCAUCACACGUUCGAGCACUUUGCUCCUCUCGGGUCUCGGCGCAUAAGCAUCAGUGGAAAUAUGGAUCUCGUAAGCGCUGUUCAGUGCAAAUUUGGCAGAGCAGCGAAGGCUUGAAGGAUCGCCCCCUGCUCUGCACGGAAGACACCCUAGAGUCCACAAAUCCAUUCGGAAGCUCAUCGCCUCCUCCUCUUGCUCUGCCACGUGUCAAAUAGGGUCCGUCUCUGCUUCCAGCUCCUGGAUGAUGGAGGCAGCAGGUGUGCUGCCCAAGCUUUGCACAACGUUUGUGAAAUCGACGAACGAGGACCGCUCGAUGACUGCGUUCGAGUGUCUCUCAGUCUGCGAUGUACAGGGACGAGCAACCUGAAUUCGUGCGGUUUUCAAGGGAGUGUGCGUUGACAAGAUCUGCAGCAACUUGUAAUUUGAAAUUGAUCGUUCCUACCAUUGUACACUAGUUAAUGAGUAUGAGCCGGAUGCAGCUAUAUAGUAUGUAGCUGUCAAUUGGUUUGUAGUUAUGGCUGCACUCACGGCAGUGAACUGCAAGCUUUCCGUCCAUGACUCACUUGGACUCGGAGAAGAUUAUUACUUGGCCAGACAAAGGGCACCUUGUGUUCGAAAGAUUGACUCCUCUUGUAAGUUUGACCAGAGAAGCCAGCAUUGGUCGGCGAUGAAACUCUUGAGCGGGAAUCAGACUACGCGGUGUUGUUUACCCUGUGUUUAUUUCUCCACAGUAGUUGAUGGAUUGAAGUCAGGAGGUGAAAUAUAUUUUCGUUCUCAAAACUGGCCGAAGUACGGAUCGAAACAUGGCAAAAUUGAGGUGACCGUUAGGACGGUCGAGAGGGGUCGCACAGGAUUUCAUUGGAUACACAGGCUUCGAAUCGGUUCUUUUAAAGUAUCAGUUGGUUUCCAGCCAAGGAUCUCUCGCAAAGUUUUGAAAUGCACCGCAGCUGUAGAUGGAGAUGGAUCUUCCAAAGAUCGUUCUGUCCAUUUUAUUGGGAUUGGCGGCUCGGGUUUGUCAGCUCUUGCUUUAUUGGCUCUACAGCAGGGAUGGAAGGUUAGUGGGUCAGAUGCCACUUUCAACGAACGACUGGAGAAGCUGAAAGCAGCAGGAGCAAGAGUGUACGUUGGUCAUGCAGCAAGACAUGUGGUCGAUACACCGAAUAAUUCACCCCCAGAUGCAGUCGUUGUCUCUAGUUCUAUUCCAGUUAACAAUGUGGAGGUAGAGGCUGCUCAGGCUCUCGGCGUACCAAUAUACAAGAGGGCCGAUUGGCUUGGAAGAAUUACUGAAGGCUAUGAACUCCUUGCUGUGGCUGGUUCACAUGGAAAGAGCACCACUGCCGCCAUGCUAGCCAUUAUCUUGACAGAACUGGGACAUAACAUAACCGCCAUUGUUGGGGCUGAAGUUCCUCAGUUUCCAGGUGGUAGCAAUGCAAUUUGUGGCCGCGGGCAACGCUUUGUUCUAGAGGCCGACGAAUAUGAUGGUUGUUUCUUGGGUGUUGCACCUUCUUUAGCAGUUGUGACGAACGUUGAGUGGGAGCAUGUGGACUUCUUCCCUGAUGAGGCAUCUGUGAGAAAAAUCUUCAGGCAAUUUGCACUACGAAUAAAUCCAGGAGGUACCCUUGUGGUAUGUGGUGACACUGCUGGCUCGAAGCUUUUGAGUACUGUCUUUCAGACUGACAAGACAAAGGACAGCACCGGCGCAAUUACGACCACUGAGUCUCAAUGUGAUAGCGAUUCACGUCAUGUGGUGACAUAUGGUCUUGGAGAUGGAAAUGACUGGCAAGCCGUCAUGUUGGCGCCUAACGUUCAAAGUGGAACUGACUAUGUAGUUGUGAACUCAGGUAGACCCAUGGCGAGGGUAACUCUACAGUUACCAGGAACUCAUAAUGUUCUCAACUCACUUGCGGCUAUCGUCGUAGCGUCUUUAUUAGCUUCUCGGGACAAUUCAAGUUCCAGUAUUGAAGGCAACUUCGCUGCCAUGAAGAAAGCAGCAGAAGCAGCUAGUGAGGCUUUGUCUGGAUUCGUUGGGAUUCGGAGGAGAUUCGAGCUCGUCGGAAAGUGGAAAAAUUGCUGCAUAUACGACGACUAUGCACAUCAUCCAACGGAAGUGCGAGCUGUUCUUCAAGCAGCUCGACAAAGAUUUGAUCAGCAACCCAUAUGGGUUGUCUUUCAACCACAUACCUACAGUCGUUUGGCAAAAUUGCUACAUGACUUCGCCCCUGCAUUCAGUGCUGCCGACAGGGUUAUCAUCACUGAGGUAUACUCUGCACGAGAAGACAACAUUUGGGACAUAAGCGGUGCCGACUUGGCAGCUGUAGUUACCGGUCCGCCCUCCAUAUUUGUAUCGACAUUAGAUAAAGUUGUUGAGCGGCUAACAUGGGAGUUGGUGCUGUCUGAGGCUAUGGGAUCCAAGGGCGUGGUUCUGCUGACUCUAGGAGCAGGUGAUAUAACAGACGUAGGAUAUGAGCUUUUGAAGGCUCUCUCGACCAAGUAAUUUUUGGUUAUCGCAAAUGUCGACUACGAUAGGUAUUAGGCAUCAGUUCUAGCUGGACUUAUGCGGAGUUCAGUGGCUUUGUCAAGUUUUUUUAUUCAAAUUCAUUGCUCAACAUCCACGUUGAAAGUUUUGAUGACGAGAUUGGGCACAAAUCCAAGAGAGAAUUGUAAAUGGUCUCGCUAGCUCAGCAACACCAUUUUGCUCUGAAUUACAUGAUUAGUACUGUUAUAUAAUGCAUCUCCAUUUCUUCUAAAAGUAAUUCUUGCCACUAUUUAGAUGUG